AUGCGCAUGCGCACGCCCACUGCUGGCAGGCUGAUGGCCGUUGUCCAACAGCUCCUCCUGGCGUCGGUUAAGGCUGUGCCCUCUGGAAGACGAGCUCUCGCUGCAAUAGGGAGGGCGGAGCCCCAAAGGCCAGCCUGGCUUGGGCGCGGGAGGCCUCUCCUGGCAGCCUCUAGAAUCAAACACAGGAACUGUGAGGUAUUUGAGCAUAGAAAGGAACGAAGGGGAAGGGGAAGAAGCAGGAGCAGCAAGAGAAACGGCGCUUUGAAAGCUUGCAGAGAUUGCCUGGAAACACUGGAAGAGGUCUGGGACCUGACUUCACUUCUGCAAAG
Messenger RNA from Rangifer tarandus platyrhynchus (Svalbard reindeer), 329 nucleotides. The record is from the annotation of a GenBank genome assembly. Lineage: Eukaryota; Metazoa; Chordata; Mammalia; Artiodactyla; Cervidae.